AGGGAGACAGUUAGUGGCUGUUGUGCCCAGUUUUUCGAUUCAUGAAUGACGACACGCAGCGGUGACUCAAAAUAUUGCCGGACUGGAUGGAGAUAAGUGUGAUAGGGAUAAAAAAUGUGUGAGACUUCCCAUCCGGAGCAAAAGAGAAUCGUUUCUAUGAAGACUCUGACUGAUUAACUAGCUCCCUUUUCCUCUAUAAUCUGACUUCUUUGCGCCGAUUUUUUCCGUCGAUAAACACAAACCGUUUGUGAAACGAUUUUGAUCAAGCAAGUUGACGAAGAGCUACAAACACCGACAGCCUGAACAUGGAGUCCACAGUUGAAAAUGGGUCUAACUAUACUGAUAAUCUGGGAGCUGCCGGGACGGGAUUAGAUUCCACUCAGAUCAUUGGGGCUGCCGCAGGGCUUGCGGGGAUCCUGGGCAACGGCUUGGUCUGCUUCGUUAUGCUCAGGUAUAGGUCAGCUUUCGGCUCCAUCACCGAUAAGCUCCUGUUCCACCAGUCCCUCGUGGACUUCUCACUGUCCACAGUGAUGAUGAUAACCCGGCUUUACACCCCCUGGGGUGAGUUCUUCUGCCGUGUUCCACGUGGCUGGUUGUACUGGGGACUGGCCAACGUCUCCACCGCUAGCCUGAUGCUCAUCUGCUGUGACCGGUACGUGGCAGUCUGCUACCCAGUCAAAUACCGUCAGUGGUUCUCCAUCAAGCGCGUGAAGAUCGGCCUGGUCUUCGUGUGGUCGCUACCGGUUCUCUGGCAGUCAUAUCUGGUCUUCGUCCACCUGCCUGAAGGCGCCUCUUGUGUAGCGACCUGGCCCAACGAUACAGCCAGACUCAGCUUCGGUGUGGCCACAUUUUGCUGGGAGUACGUCUUUCCUCUCUCGCUGAUCAUCAUCACCUACAGCCAGACAAUCCUGGCUCUUCGUAGGCGCCUGCGGGUGAAGGCAAACCAAGUAGCCAACAAGCCGUCGGCCGGCCACCGUAACACUGCCAACAAGGUGAAAGAUCCCCUGCACACAGCCAAGGUAAAGCUGACCAUAACCUUCCUAGUCGCUGCCAUCUUCUUUGUCAUCUGUUGGGGCCCCACGGAGUUCACCUGGCUCCUGUUCAAUUUCGGGGUUGUGCCAAGGUCCUACUACGCCUCCCUGUGGCACCUGGGUGUGGAGACGCCCCUCUUGUGUAUCAACACCUGCGUAAAUCCUUUCAUCUACUGUGUAACUUACACCCGUUUUCGCCGGCACCUGAUCAAUGCUUUUUGUAGCAGAUGCAAAUCCAAUAAAGUCGGUAAUGCAUUAGCCGAGGACAUUACGGACAACAGCUCGGACCCUCUCCAGUCAACUACGAGGGGAAGAGGGCAAGCAACUGCAAUCCAGGUGAACACCUAAAGAGAAGUCUUGUCCGAUAGGCUACAAUUCGUCUUGAGUUCUUGAGUGAACUACUAGAAUCAUGGAAGUAGAACUUAUACUGUCAUUGACUACAUUGGUGCAUGGGCAUGUAUUGGCGAUUCUGCUGGGGAUCGGUGAACUUGCCAACGCUACUAUACGUCAAUGACAGUGAUAGCAAACAUUGAAACACUUAUUGAUGCAAUGAGAUAGGUUAAGCUGGCAUGCAGAUUUGUUAUGUCGUUGGAACAAGCACUAAGCAAUUACGAUUAUCUUGACACACUAAAACGCUAUUUUAAACUUAAGUUGUCCAUUAAGUUGUUUGGUCUAUUUCUCAGUGUUAUUUAAAAGACCACUAUAUUAAUUAACUGUGAACUUCAUUCCAAAUGGCAAUGUUUAAUGACACCUAAUUUUCGUUUUCGACGUCACUGUGAUAUCUUCUUAUUUUUAUAAAAGUUAUGACAUACAGGCAUUUCUUGAAACCAUCCAUCGUCUCAAAACAUCAAUAAUGUAAUUAGGCCUAAAGUAAAGGGACACACAUUGAAGCACUUACAUAUAUAUAUACAGUCGACAGCCACAAAUAGCGUUCCUCUUUCGACCAACACGAUGUUCUGAUUUGCCAACUCGCACCUCAUGUUCAAGAGAUUUUUGAAAGCUCAGCAUGGCCUCGAUCUCAGAUGAGAUCAUGACGCCGGCCAAUGCUCAGUCGGUGGUGAAGGCUAAGGAUGCGCAUAAUCAGUAACUUGACAAGUGGGGGGUGAUUAUUUUGGUGAACCCCCCCCCCCAAAUAUAAGUGGCCAAUUCCCCCAAUUCCCUGGGAUCUCCGCCCAUAAAUGUAAGGAAAGUGAGACUACAGGAGUGAAAUGUUGAAUGGUAUUAUUUAACUUGUACAAGUAAAUAUCAAAUGAUUUGAAAGUAUAAGGUCAAAGAAGUCGCCAACGAGAAGCUAUUUAAGUACUGAAGAAACAAAGACCCCAGUUAUAUAAAUUAGUUUUCCACAAUAUCGAAGUUUUUGAGGAUUUGAUGUUUAAAGUUUAUAUAGCCUUGGUUGUUCGACAGUUUUCACAAUGUUUGUUUGCGUGGCCUGUAGCUGAACUGCUCAGACUCGUUUAAAUGUACAGAAACACACAGGGUUUUUAAAGUUUUCAUGGGAUUGUUUCUGUUAUGGGGUAAAGUUGGCAAUAUUACCAUAUUACCUAAAAAACCUUCGAUAGAGUAAAUCAUAUAAUUAUUUUUUAAAAGACUCAAUACGGGUAUAACAAUCAAUUCGAGAGUUUAUUUUCGUUCGCAAGUUUUCUAAUCCAUGCGCUUCAUCCCAAUUGAAUCAAACUGGGGUACCGUUUUUCGAUACAUGCAUUCGGUCACUUUUUGUCAUACAAAUUUGACGUUUGGCAUUUUUUUUUCGUGAACAGGCACUCAGAAAGGCGUUUUUAUCGUCUCUAGUUAAGUUUUUACCAUAUGUUUCAAAAUGGAAUGAUCACAAUCAUGGUGAUUAAAGCACACGGGGUCGGUGGCUUUUUUCGCUGAGGUGCACUCUUCCGCUGGCUUUCAGCCGAGGAUACCUCAAAAAUGCCAACAGUGUAUGUUACCGUAUAACGUGUGCUCUGAUAUUCUGG
Acanthaster planci (crown-of-thorns starfish) is the source of this 2992-nucleotide messenger RNA. RefSeq names its product galanin receptor 2a-like. Gene Ontology annotation, biological process: G protein-coupled receptor signaling pathway. Gene Ontology annotation, cellular component: membrane. The record is from RefSeq and is a predicted model, not a curated record. Gene Ontology annotation, molecular function: G protein-coupled receptor activity. Lineage: Eukaryota; Metazoa; Echinodermata; Asteroidea; Valvatida; Acanthasteridae.